Felis catus (domestic cat) is the source of this 4619-nucleotide messenger RNA. It is a transcript of the gene ANO7, whose product is annotated as anoctamin 7. Gene Ontology annotation, cellular component: plasma membrane. The transcript is spliced from 24 exons. Bases 1318 to 4122 code for a protein of 934 amino acids. Lineage: Eukaryota; Metazoa; Chordata; Mammalia; Carnivora; Felidae. Gene Ontology annotation, biological process: chloride transmembrane transport; calcium activated phospholipid scrambling. Gene Ontology annotation, molecular function: chloride channel activity; protein dimerization activity. The record is from RefSeq and is a predicted model, not a curated record.
GGAAGAGGCCAGUGUGCAGUGGGGCAGAUCCGGGCCCCGGGCUCUUCCUGGCACCCGGGACCCAACAGAACACCUGCGCUCGUUGCUUGCUUGCUUUUUUUCUUCUUCUUCUUAAUUUUUAGAAACUGCCAGAGUAACGCAACUUGGAAAGAUGUCAAACCGUGAAACAUCGUGUAAAGUGAAAAUCUAAGCUUCCCGCUCUUGAAGGUGUCCUGCGUGCAUGUGUCCCUCCAGGGCUCCAGCCGUGGGGCGCGGUGGCCCCCCGCGACGUGUCCCCACUGCCCUCCUCAGGUAGACAUCCCUGAGGCCCCGAGAGCAGAGAGCCGGGAGCCCCUGACAGCUGGCCUCCUCCUGGGAUGCUCCUCUGCGGUGUCUGGCCGGAGCACAGGGCAAAGUUGUCGCCGGCUGGGAAAACUCUGGGCCACACCGGACAGAGGCCCUGGGGGCUCAAGCCGAGCUCCCCACCCCCCGGGUGUUCCUCCUGUCUCCGCCUGCCUCACCCCUUUCCUGGGCUCUGGGGCAUCCCAUCUCGGCGUCUGGGUGGGAAGCGCUUGACCCUCAGGCUCAGGGGGUCCCAGCUGUGGCUGGGCCCUGCCUGUGGGAGCUUGACCCGCUGAGCAGGGUCUCCCUGGGAGCAGAGUGGGGGUCAGAGAUGCAGCCAGGACGAGGGUGCGACUCGGGGGUUUCAACAGGUGUCUGGUGAGGAGGGCUGAGCGUGGGUGAGCGGGAUCCUGGGAGAAAGGCCCAGAGCAGAGAGGGCCCAGGGGGGGCCCGGGGCCCUCCUCCCUGCACCGAAGUGGGCCCUGAGCUGACGUGGUAGCCUGAGGCCACACCCAGGAGGUGGCAGAACGGGCUCUACCACCUGGGUCCCCCAUGUCCCGCACGGGCACCCUGCCAGGCAGAGACGACAGCCCACAUCUGUGGCCACCCCCGCCGGAUGCCACCUCUCCCUAAUGUCCCACAGCAACAGCCCGACAGCUGACAUGGGCCCUGGCAUCCCUGAGUACAAAGGGGAGCACAGUGGCAUUUGCAUGUGCGCUGGGUGAGGGCCCUAGGAAAAUAGGCUGCCUCUGUUUGCAGACUCAGAGCCCCACACCCCCUCUUCAAACAAAGGCAGAUCCCAUUCCAGGAGCUGGGGGGUUGGGGGGGGGGACUUGCCCCAGCCACUCUGCUUCCGGGCCCAUUUGCCAGGCGAGGGGAGGACAUGUGAGUGGCCAUCGCCCACCCCCACGCCGGGCAGGGUCCCUCCCAGUUCUCUGCCUACGGGACUGGCCCGGACUCAGCUGCCCAGACCAGGCUUGUGCUGAAAAGCUGGCCAUGACCUCGGAGGCCUCUUCUGGAAGCCGCCGUCCCAGGAGUGGGAUGCUGCGGAGACAGUCCCCGGAGGAGGACAGUACCGUCCUGAUCGACGUGGCCCCCGAGGCCGAGAAGGGCCACACUUACGGGAGCACAGCCCCCACCUCAGAGCCGAGUGGACACCGGGAGGCCGCCGGCAGGGUGGGGAGCCCCUCCAAGCCCCGAGUAGACUUCGUCCUCGUUUGGGAGGAAGACCUGAGGCUGGGUCGGCAGCAGGGUGGCGCCAGCCGGGACGAGACAGACACGCGCGGUGCCUGGAGGGAGACCUUUCUGGAUAACCUCCGCGCCGCUGGGCUACACGUGGACCAGCGUGCUGUCCAGGGUGAGAACGGAGCAGUGCACUACGUCCUCCUCAGGGCCCCCUGGGCCGUGCUCUGCUACUACGCCGAGGACCUGCGUCUGAAGCUGCCCCUGCAGGAGCUGCCCAACCAGGCCUCCAACUGGUCGGCGGGCCUGCUGGCGUGGCUGGGGCUCCCCAACAUCCUGCUGGAGGACGUGCCCGACGUGCCCCCCGAGUAUUACUCCUGCCCGUUCAAAGUGAGCAAGCUGUCAAGGUUCCUCGGGAGUGACAACCAAGAAAACUUCUUUACCAGCACCGAGCGGCACCAGAUUCUGUUUGCGAUCCUGGCCAAGACCCCAUAUGGCCACGAGAAGAAAGGCCUGUGCGGGAUCGACCAGCUGCUGGCGGAGGGUGUCUUUAGCGCGGCCUUCCCCCUGCAUGAUGGCCCGUUCAGGACACCCCCAGAGGGCCCUCAGGCCCCGGGCCUCACCCAAAGGCAGGUUCUGUUCCGGUACUGGGCUCGCUGGAGCCAGUGGAACAAGUACCAGCCUCUGGACCACGUGCGCAGAUACUUCGGGGAGAAGGUGGCCUUCUACUUCGCCUGGCUUGGGUUCUACACAGGCUGGCUCCUGCCGGCAGCGGCAGUGGGCACUCUGGUGUUCCUGGCGGGCUGUUUCCUGGUGUUCUCAGACAUACCCACGCAGGAGUUGUGUAGCGGCGCCGAUCACUUUGAGAUGUGCCCGCUCUGCCUGGACUGCCCCUUCUGGCUGCUCUCCAGUGCCUGCACCCUGGUCCAGGCCGGCCGGCUCUUCGACCACGGCGGCACCGUGUUCUUCAGCGUGUUCAUGGCGCUGUGGGCCGUGCUGCUGCUGGAGUACUGGAAGCGCCAGAGCGCCACGCUGGCCUACCGCUGGGGCUGCUCGGACUACGAGGACAUCGAGGAGAGGCCACGGCCCCAGUUCGCCGCCUCGGCCCCCACGACGGCCCCGAACCCCGUCACCGGGGAGGACGAGCCCUACUUCCCGGAGAGGAGCCGCGUACGCCGCGUGCUGGCCGGCUCCACAGUGGUCGUGAUGAUGGUGGCCGUGGUGGUCAUGUGCCUUGUGUCCAUCAUCCUGUACCGGGCCAUCAUGGCCAUCCUCGUAUCCAGGUCCAACAACACCCUCCUCGCAGCCUGGGCCUCGCGCGUCGCCAGCUUCACGGGGUCGGUGGUGAACCUGGUCUUCAUCCUCGUCCUCUCCAAGAUCUACGUGGCCCUGGCCCACAUCCUGACGAGAUGGGAAAUGCACCGCACGCAGACCAAGUUCGAGGACGCCUUCACCCUCAAGGUGUUCAUCUUCCAGUUUGUCAACUUCUACUCCUCCCCCAUCUACAUCGCCUUCUUCAAGGGCAGGUUUGUGGGAUACCCGGGCAACUAUCACACCUUAUUUGGGGUCCGCAACGAGGAGUGUGCGGCCGGAGGCUGCCUCAUCGAGCUGGCACAGGAGCUCCUGGUCAUCAUGGUGGGCAAGCAGAUCAUCAACAACGUGCAGGAGAUUCUCGUCCCGAAGCUACAGGGCUGGUGGCAGAAGUUCCGGCUGCGCUCCAAGAAGAGGAAAGUGGGGGCUUCUGAGGCGGUUGGCCAGGCACCUUGGGAGGCCGACUACGAGCUUCUGCCCUGUGAGGGUCUGUUCGACGAGUACCUCGAAAUGGUGCUGCAGUUCGGCUUCGUCGCCAUCUUCGUGGCCGCGUGUCCGCUCGCGCCGCUCUUCGCGCUGCUCAACAACUGGGUGGAGAUCCGCCUGGACGCGCGCAAGUUCGUCUGCGAGCACCGGCGCCCGGUGGCCGAGCGCGCGCAGGACAUCGGCGUCUGGUCCCACAUCCUGGCUGGCAUCGCGCACCUGGCGGUCGUCAGCAACGCCUUCCUGCUGGCCUUCUCGUCCGACUUCCUGCCGCGCGCCUACUACCGGUGGACCCGCGCCCCCGACCUGCGCGGCUUCGUCAACUUCACGCUGGCGCGCGCGCCGCCCGCCUUCGCCUCCGCGCACAACCGCACUUGCAGGUAUCAGGCUUUCAGGGAAGAUGAUGGGCAGUAUUCUGCAACAUACUGGAAUCUUCUGGCCAUCCGCCUGGCCUUCGUCAUAGUGUUUGAGCUCAGCUCACACCUGGGGAGCAGGUGUGCACCCCUGGCCCCAUUAAGGCCACUGCAGGCGUCUGUCUUACCGAGGGGUGGGCGCCCUCCCACUGCUCGUACUGUGUCCUGCCCCCAGCAUGUGGUGUUCUCCAUCGGCCGGAUCCUCGACCUCCUGGUACCCGACAUUCCUGAGUCCGUGGAGGUCAAGGUGAAGCGAGAGUACUACCUCGCCAAGCAGGCGCUGGCUGAGAAUGAGGCUCUCUCUGGAACAAACGGAGCAAAGGACAACUACUCCCAGAGCUCAGAGAGGAGUUUGGGCCCACAGCCUACACUGCCAGGAGGUGGCCAGGCCUCACGAGUCCCUUCUCUCUGAGGUCACGGGGGUCACCCCAAGCCAGCAGUCCCACCUGGAGGUGAGGGACUCUGCUGCCCCGGAGAUGUCAAAGGCUCACUGCCCUCAGAGGCCACAGCCCACCUUCUGCCCCUUCUUGGCCCAGAGCUGUGGUGCCCUCGGUGACCCUGGGCCUCUGCUCAUGAGCCCUAGCCCCUCAGGUGCCGGCUGCCGCCCCCGCAACCCCCUGCCCGCAGCAGCACCUGGAGCUUCCCUGCCACCUCCCUCCCAGCCCCCAGGGCAGGUGGCCCCGCACCAGAGAUGCUGGCCCCGACACUGUGGCUCAGGGCCCUCCCCGCCCCCAGCUCUCUGCACGCGGGGCACAGCUCUAUCUCCCACGUGCCACCGGGAGAAUCGCACUGGAGACUAGAACUAUCUAUGGGUCUCUAGUUACCACUCAAAAGCAUGUUGAAGACACCCCUGGUUCCACAGGACCGAGAACCGACAUGCCGCGUGAUAAAACGAGUUCUAGCACACUA